UAAAAACAAAGGAAGGAAGAGAAACCCUCGAACAAAAAAUCCCCAAUCUCACUCGUCUCUCUCACUGCAAUUGACCAUCGGUCGACCGUCGGCAAAAUUGAAAGUUUUGCUACAAUCGCCCGCUGGCCCAUCGUCAAAGACCACCGAUAGAACCUUCGGUCUUAUACAAUUCUUCAGAAAUUUGUUGGCUUAUCUAUAUCCGAAGGCUAUAUUGCAAUUGGCUAGGAAACAACUUGUGAGCACGGAGAAGUGUACAUUUUGGACAAUGGACGAGAGGUUAAAAAGGCAUCCUUCAGUAGUCCGAUUUAAUUGCUGACAACAUUUAUCCAUUCCAUAUUAAAGCAAUAGCACGCUCGCCGCCGUCCACCACUACCGUCACUAUAAGCUUCUCUUUUUCUCCCUCCCGCUUAGUUUUCUAAUUUUCAUUUAUUAUUUCCUUCGAUUUAAUUUACAGUAAUUUGCAUUUCUCUUCAAGUGAUGUGAAUUUCAUUCAAUGUCCUUGUAUGUCAAUGUUGUUCGCCUGCACAUGUAAGUUUAGCUAGCAGACCAAGUCCCAGCCAACUGUCGUACCCAAGGUUUCACCUCAGUUUUUCUCGACAGUUCACUGUUCUGGCACCUCAUUUUCCUUCAUUAAAUUGCUAUAUAUGUUACAAUUGUUUAUAUUCAUCCCGUAACCCCGUUUAUAUGAAUAUACCUUGCAAGCAUGAUGGAGUUCAAAUUCCGUAUUCCGGAAAGUGCAAGGUUGCAGGCGCACAUUUCGUAACAUAGCAACCUCAAGUACGUGAAGACUAUCAUGGACCAUUUCGACGAGCGGCACCGGGAGGACAUCCGCAACUCCUCUCUUGGGUAUCUGGCCGACGUUUCGGACAUUCAAUUCUCUGUCCAACUCAUCCAGCAACUAGUUUUCAGAACCAUCCGCACCGAUAAGCUGUAUGAGCUAUGGUUCAGCGUGCAAGGACAUCUCAUGAGAUUGGAUCUACAGGAGUAUGCGCUUGUGACAGGGUUAAGAUGCGGUGCAUUCUCAGAGGGUGCUGAAUCCAAUCGAAUGCUAGAGCUGAGGCGGUUGAAAGAGAGGUACUUCAAAUCCAAUGACAAGAUUUCGUUGGCUCAACUGCAGUCUGCAAUGGCUCGAAGUUCGACGCCUCGAGCUGAUUGUUACAAGCUAGGGUUGGUUCUAAUUCUCGAGAGAGUUUUCAAUGCUCCAGAUAAUAAUGUCGGUAUCCAUUUGCCUACAUUAUCAAUCGUGGACGACCUGGACUUAUUUUUUGCCUAUCCUUGGGGUAGGGUUAGAUAUAGGCGACUGUUGCACGGAUUUUGGGGUACUUGGGUAAAAAAAUUUCAAAAGGCAAAGAGGAGGAAGGAGAAGGAGAUUAUGUACACAGUCCAUGGCCUCCCCAUUGCCAUGCAGGUUUGGGCGUACGAGGUGCUUUCGAAGGUUGGGGAAACAUUUUGUCGAGCGAGUAGGUGAACGACUGCCAUGACUUCUUUGCUAGUCGACAAGGAAACAACCACAGUAUCGUACAUAUGAUGCAUUUUUCAAGAAUGUUAAGCUCCACGUGUACACAACACUACGGCCCACCGAUGCUGAGGCGCAACAACCCUAUUUUUCGACUCUCGUGCCGUACGAUGAACCCCGAUUUCGAUUUUGGAUGACAUUACAAGGACCGCUGUCGUGCCGCAGUUCAAUGCAUCGGGCGACGACGGUCAUGAUGGUGGACAUGCGGCAAGGGAAGAUUCCAAGGAUGAGGCAUCCAAAGGAGGAAGAAGUGAGGAGCAGACGUCCAGAGGCGAUGACAAAAAAGGUGCGUCGGGCAGUGAUCCAGACAAUGAGGACACUGGCGAGUCUCAUGGUGAGGGCUCCAGCGCCGGCGAGGACACCCAUGAAGGAGCUAGGGGUACCUCUUCUUCACCUCGACCGCCGCAAGACCCUUCUCCAGACCGACGGAGCACAACGCAGGCAAGAGCCGUAGGAACAUCUGCACCCGGCUUGAGCAGAGAGGACAUGGAAGAGCUGCUCUUGGACCAAAGAAUCCUAUUUGAAAUGCGACUCUGGACAGUGAAGCUCGAAAUCCAACAGCACGUGACCUCCGAAUGUACAAGUCUUCAAGAGUUCUUAGGUAGCCUCGUGGCCCGAGCUGGUCCGACUACCGCAGAACCUGCAACAAGGGCCGAGAAAGAGGUCGGCGUCUCAGGUUCUUUACCAGAAGACGUAUAUGGAGGACCCGCGAAGCCAUGCCCGUAUAAGUCGGACAUCGCAAUCGACACAUGGAAUAUGCAAGACGCAGUAGACAUUGCACCAAGCCAGGACGAUCUGAACCUGCCAGUGCCCGUUACAAGCAAAGAAGUGCAAGAUGCAGGAGCCACGGAGCCCUCGAAUGACGCCGGGGACGACAAUGAAGAGGCGGACGGUUGCGAUACGACGGAUGGCAAUGGUGUUGUCACUAAAGUCACAGCUCUCAGGUCGGUACCCGAAGCACGAGCCGGAGUUCCUACAAUGACACGAUGCUCGGCAUGGUUGCGAUGACCAGCUGUUGCUAAGAGGACUCCAUAUACGGGGGGAGGGCGAAGAGAACCAAAAAGUAGUUGUUCUUAAGUGGCCGGAGAGCAGGACGAUGGUUCUGAACUCCUUUUUGGGCGGUGACUGAAUUGGUAGACGUUUUGUUGGGAUGUUAACUUGCUGGAUUUUGUAUUGUUGACAUGGUUUUUCUUUACCUUUACAUUUUACGUACUAUUGGGAUACCGUGGCGAUGCUUUCACGCAUUCAUCACAUUUUACGUUGUUGGUGUUGAAUGCCAUGUGGAUUUCAGGAAAAUGCUGAUAGUUUUAGGUACCAGUACAAUAUAUGUUGAACUUAUUUUUCGACUUUUAUUACAUGACUCUUCCAGGAAAUUUAAAAUUUCCGACGACGUUAUCGUUCUGCAUAUUGUCUAUGAACUAUAUUGUUCUUAUGUGUUACAUGUUUUCAGUGAUUUUGCCUUAUGUGUUCAGUGGUUAUGCAUGUAUGUUGUACGUACGCCAUUGUAGUGUUUUUUAGAAUGUUGUUUCAUUAGUUUGAGGAUGGUGUACAUAUGCCAUUAUAGUGGGAAUUGUGUCCUGAGGAGGUGAUGUUAGGCAAAUUUAAAAGUGAUGCCAUAGUAAUGAAUUCGCAAUAUUGUGGAGAUCAUUUGGCAUGUCAGGUAGUUUGAAUUUUGCCAUAUUCUGUGGUUAUUUUUAUUCG
Olea europaea var. sylvestris is the source of this 3217-nucleotide messenger RNA. RefSeq lists its product as uncharacterized. NCBI's taxonomy places the organism in Eukaryota, Viridiplantae, Streptophyta, Magnoliopsida, Lamiales, Oleaceae. The record is from RefSeq and is a predicted model, not a curated record. The coding region runs from base 2003 to 2524 and encodes 173 amino acids. The transcript is spliced from 9 exons.